UAUAUAUAUAUAUAUCUAUAUGUAUGUGUAUGUGUGACCAUUCCGUAUAUAAUACACGAGUGUAUUAUACGAGAUACAUCUCGGAAUAUACGCGAACGAAGAGAAGUGACAAGACGAGAAAGAGGGAGAGAGAGAAACAAUCGUGUGCUCGGUUACGUUUAAGCAAAUUUCGGCACCUAUCAACGACAACAAUAAUAAUAAUUUAACUUUUUCUCUAAUACCGUUAUUGUUAGUAUACCCUCUCGUAUAAUAUAAGCGAGGAAUCACGUAAAAAAGAAUUCCCUUUCGAGUUAGUGAACUUUAUUCUUGAUUACUCAGCAAAGAACCUAUCGGUGAUCAGUGUGAUAAUAUUUUGAUAGGCAGGAGGAGUGUCUCUCUCCUACCAUUGAAAGGGAGAUAGAGAGAGAGAGAGAGAGAGAGAAAUAGCUACCUGUCUACCUUCUUACCCACCCCCCAUAGUCCUCCCUCUUCUCGCGUUGAGAGGGAGGCGAACGCGUCGAGAAGUUCGUAGUAUCGGCGCGACCGGUGCUGGAGGAGGAUACGGGAGAGGCGAACCGGACACCGGAUCGUGCCGAGAAAGAAACAAAUAAAAAUAAAGAGAAAAAGAGAUAGAGAAGCUGUCUGGUGCUCUCAGUUUGUCGCGGUGUUGUUCCGCUGGUACGUGCCACCGCGCGGUAUUUGUCGUCGUCUUCUUCGUCGUCGUCGUCGUACUGCUAGUGCGCGAACGGAGACAAGUUUUUCCGGGCGGCGUCGAGUUAUCUCGCACUUUAAACAACCUCAUAAACGACGUGGUACGCGCGUGUCGAGACGAAUGAAAAAGGGCAGCGCGCGCGUGUCCCGAGUGAUCGAGACCGCUACUAAUCCAGUGACGUAGACAAGAAGGUACGAUUGAGAGAGAGAGAAAGAGAUAGAGAGAGACAGGAAGAGAGAGAGAGAGAAAGAGAGAGAAAUAUUCGCGAAUAGAGGGGGCUAGUUUAAUUAAAAGGGUUGUCGCGGGACGCGACUCUAGGUUUUCUCGUCGUUACGUCUUUAAACCAACCGAGGAAGGAUCAAGUAGUAUAACCAUAAUAAUUGCGUUGAACGAUACGACCACAGGCGAGGACACGCAGUGCGCCAGUACCGGCGGCGGCGGCACCACCACCACCACUACCACCAACGCCGCUAGCAGUAACACCGAGGAAUCCGUAGACGCUCAGCAAGGAAACCAGCUGCUCCAGAGGAUGACGAUGGACGGCAUGGAGGUGGUGGGCUCGCAACCUCACGCGGCCACCAGCCCUUUUCUCCUGUCUUCGCCGCCUUUAGGACACCACCAUCAUCAUCACCACCACGCGACCUUCAAUCUGCAAACGGUACAGCUAAGUUUCGACGCCUGUUUACCGUACAACGCUUCUUCCUCGACGUCGGCAUCGGUGGGCUGCGGUGUCGGCGCUACUUCGAGCCCCGCCAGCACAGGAUCCUCUUGUACAUCCUUGGCAACAGCCUCAACUAAGACCAUCCCGACCCUCUCGUUAACCUCCUGCGUGCCCCUGCACUCGCAUCAUCAGAACAAUUCGUCCGACUCGUCCGAUCACUCCCACGUCCGGCAUCAUCACAACAAUCACCACCACCACCACCACCAUCAUCAUCGACUCGACGAUCAUCAACAACAUCAUUGUCACGUCGAUACUCCUUGCUCGUCACCGGGCGAUAUCAACGAUGCUACCAAGAGACACCGGCAACCGGAUGACAAUGACAAAGAAUAUACCAGGAACUGCAACGACGAUCUCCAAGAUCCUAACGAGAAGGACAAACCUGGCGACCUGAACACGCCAGUUACCACCAGCAGCGAUCUACCAUCCUUCUUUGGCCCCUCCGCGCUGGUCGAACCGCCACCGAUCUCAGGUAGCCUGGCGGGCGAAGACCUCUCGUUGGAAGAUGCAACAGCGGAGGAAGAGGAGAAUGGUGGUCCAGCCAGUAGGGAUCAUCGUUCACAUCAUCAUCAUCAUCACCAUCAUCAGGAAACGCAGGAUAGCGGGACGACGGGUGCACCCUCCUCCGACAGUCCGUCGCGUCAUCACCAAGCUCAGGAGGAUGCAGAUCGUUGCAACGUUCUUCAAGGUGGCGUUAUACUCUACUCCUCGCCUCAUUCCACGUCGUCCUCGACGACUGCCGCAACAAGCGUAAACAUUUGCAACGUUCCGACCUUAACCUAUCGUGGAGUAUUUGCGACGACCUGCACGCAAUCUCCUCCGUUAAACAGUCUACAAACUCAACAGCAACAGCAGCAACAGCCACAGACAAGCAGCCAAGAACUUUGGGGUCCUCUACCCUCGCCGACAUUGACAUUGACCGGGCAAACUUUCCUUCACCCGACCCUCCAUUCAAGCCCCUACGGCAAUGAAACGGUCGAACUACUGCAGGUCGAAUCGAAGCCACCCCCACCUCCCGGUUACCACGAUACGGCUACUACCACCCCGCAAACGUGGUUGGGACACGAGGUUGACGGGACCUACGACCCUGGCCUUCUCUCCCACCAUCACCCUCAUCAUCAUCAUCAGGAAACUGCGCUGAAACAGGAGCCAACGGGCACGAGCGGUUACCCCAGUACUGUCCAACAACCUCAACAGCAACAACAGCAGCAACAACAGCCACCACCACCCCAAGGACCUCAACCACAGCAACAACAACAACAGCAACAACAGCAACAACAACAACAGCAACAACAACAACAACAACCACCAGCGGGUACGACCGGCGUUCAACUCGCAGAAUACAACCCAAGCACGUCGAAAGGCCACGAGAUCCUCUCGCAGGUGUAUCAACAGAGCGCUCUACCACUCAGGCUAGUACCAGUAAAGCCACGAAAGUAUCCGAAUCGACCGAGCAAAACGCCCGUUCACGAGCGCCCCUACGCCUGCCCUGUCGACGGCUGUGACCGUAGAUUCUCACGAAGCGACGAACUAACGCGACACAUUCGCAUACACACGGGACAAAAACCCUUCCAAUGUCGUAUCUGCAUGCGCUCCUUUUCGAGGAGCGACCAUUUAACCACCCACGUUCGCACGCAUACAGGCGAGAAACCGUUUUGCUGCGACCAGUGCGGAAGAAAGUUUGCGAGAAGUGACGAGAAGAAGAGGCACGCUAAGGUGCACCUCAAACAAAGACUCAAACGGGAAGCUACGGGUCAUCCUAGAACACAUUCGCAAGCACACUCUUCGCCAACGUGCAAUCAGUAACGAGCUGAUCAAAAUUUCCUUUCUUUCUGUAUUCGGCGAUGUUGGUGCCGAUGUUGGCGCCGAUGUUGGCGCCGAUGUUGGCGCCGAUCAGCCUCCAUCCUUCCGAUCCGUCUGACUCUUCCCCUCUCCCAAUCACCACCACCACCCACCUCUCCCUCUCUCUUUCUCUUUCUCUCUUUACUCUUCUCUUUCUCCUUCUCUGUUUCUUGCUUUCUCUUUUGGUUUAAUCUUUCGUUCUUUGACUUCCUUUCUCUCUUUCUGAUUUUGGGCGUAUGUCGACGAAGAAAAGACGAAGACCUUCCGACGUUAUAAAAAAAACCGUCACCGACUGAUUCGUCGUUGAUUUUCGUCGACGGAGCGGGCUGUGCUUUUACCUCUUCGAGUAACGCGUUACGAGCGCGAUUCGCGAUAAACAAGUUCUUCUACUAUGUAUGUAUUUUAUCUAUUAUACGUAUUUACCCUCUCUGUAUUAACCCUUCAAAUUAGAAAAAAAAGAAAAAAGAAAAAGAAAAGAAAGGAAAAGAAACUCGUCGCACGAAUGCGCGAAUCGAAUUCAUUUUAAGAGAAGAGAAGCGCCUAUAAGAAAAUAUAAUAUACAGUGAGUCCUUGGAGUAUUCGUACUCCCCCACUGUAUAUUUAAAAUAAAACCUAUAUUUUCUCGUAAUACAAUAUUUCUAAAUUUUUAUGCACAGAAAUAUAUUUUAGGAUUAUUCAACUUUCCAAUUGAUAUAAAUUUCAUUGAAAAAGAGCAUUUUAUUCUUAAGAGAUGUAAAAUUUGGCAGAACUGAUAAGAAAAUUGGUCUCACAAGAUAUGCCAAAUAAGGGCUAACCAAGUACUCUCUACUUAUAAAAAUAAUCAUUGUAUUUUUAUUAUAUCUUGUGUAAAUGUAAAUACUCUUGUGAAACUAAUUUUUGUGAUUAUUUAAUUAAAAUUAUAUUUCUCUGAAAACAAAAUAUUCUUCCGCGAUCAAAUUUAUAUCAAUUUGAAAGUUAAAUAAUCCUAUUUCCGUGUAGAAAAAUUUUGAAGCUUUGUAUUACAAGCAAAUAUUAAUUAUUUUAACUUUACAAUGGGAAUGGGUACGAAUACUCCAGUGAUUCACAGUUUAUGAUAUAAAUGUAUAUUAUAUAAUAAAAUAUAUAUUAUUAAUUGCGGUUUCAAAUCCAAAAUUUCUAUACAGGGUCUUUCGAUGAUAUUACGAUGAUUAUUGCCCUCUUGCCUUUUUUUAAAAUCGGUCCUAGAGUUCUUUGCAUAUAAAUACAUAUACAUAUACAUAUAUAUAUAUAUGUAUUAAUAUGUAUAUUAUUAUACAUAAAAUGUUGCCAAGAGGCUACCAAACCGUGUCCGAGGGAUUUAAACGUAUGCAUUUACAUCGCGUAUUUACAUACGUAAGAUUUAAUCUAAUAUGGCGACGAGAGUAUGUUAAAAUGUGUACAUAGCUUUAAUGUAUUUGUCAUUAAAGAAAGAGAGAGAAAAAAAGAAAAAAGAGAGAUAAAAGGGGAGAAGAGGGGAAAGGUUCGAUAAAUAUAUGUAAAGAGAGAAAAAAGAGAGAAAGAGAAUGUGAUUAAAAUGGAAAAUAUUUUUGAAAAAAGGCAUCGACAAAAAAAAUGAUAUUUUAAAUGGCCAGCAGAAUCCAAUCGCACAGGACUUACGAACCGAAAAGAUUCUCUUAUAACUAACGUCGAAUCGAUACCGUCCUUGGCUUCCAGGAAUGGCGUUGGAUGUUAAGAAGAAAGAUAGAAAGAGAGAAUAUAAAAGGGAGAUGUGAAAAAAAAA
Polistes canadensis is the source of this 4989-nucleotide messenger RNA. Its product is annotated as E3 SUMO-protein ligase EGR2. Gene Ontology annotation, molecular function: DNA-binding transcription factor activity, RNA polymerase II-specific; RNA polymerase II cis-regulatory region sequence-specific DNA binding. The record is from RefSeq and is a predicted model, not a curated record. NCBI's taxonomy places the organism in Eukaryota, Metazoa, Arthropoda, Insecta, Hymenoptera, Vespidae. Bases 1221 to 3215 code for a protein of 664 amino acids. Gene Ontology annotation, biological process: regulation of transcription by RNA polymerase II. The transcript has 2 exons.